Phlebotomus papatasi is the source of this 2062-nucleotide messenger RNA. RefSeq lists its product as uncharacterized. The transcript has 2 exons. Lineage: Eukaryota; Metazoa; Arthropoda; Insecta; Diptera; Psychodidae. The coding region runs from base 1461 to 2051 and encodes 196 amino acids. The record is from RefSeq and is a predicted model, not a curated record.
AUAUGACAAUGUUUAAAAUGUAAUUAUCUAAGAAAAACAUCGACUUCUAUCGUUUUGUAUUGUACAAGCUAUAUCACUUUCAUAACAGUUUUGUGACAAUUUUAGUUCCAAUUGAACGAUCAGCCGAAAUAUAAAUCCCUUAUCAAUUACUUUUUAAUAUGUCGAGUCUUUUACGUUUUCCCAAAUUUUGACUUUAAUGAUAAGCCCCUUGGGUAAGUUUCUGUUCGAUUUCUCUCGAGCUUUUACAAAGAACUCAGCAAACUAUUAAAUAGUUUAAGAAAGCCAAUAUGUUUGCCAAAUAUUUGGACUAAAAACUUUAGAUGUCAAAUGUUUACAAGACUAUUAAUGCGUGAAGGUAUAUUUACUCAGUUUCACGAGAUUGCAAAAUAUACGAAAAUGAUCCUAUAAUAUAAAAAAUAGUGUUUUCUUAAUUAGGUGUUUAAGACCCAAUGUAAAAAAAAGAUCUCAAGAAAAAAUCUUUACAUACCACCAGCCUCCAAUUAAUUCACAUGCGAAAUUGAAUCAUGGAAUCAGCCUUAAUUUCAAAUCAAAGUCUCGUGGUUGAUUUUUUCUUCUUAUGGGUCACGGACAUUAAUGAGUAGUUAAUAUUUGAUUUCAUUCACAUUUAUGUGAACUUACAUAGUUUGUACAGAAGACGUUUGUAUCAAUACAUACGAGAUUAAUUGUAAAUAUUGCCUGAAGUCAUUUAAGUGUACGUGUAAUUAAGUGACAGACGAAAUAUUCAUGUCUUGAUGGAAUAUCAACAAUAUACGGAUCCGUGGCAAUUCUCAAAGAUCCAUUUGAGACAAUCAGAUUGACCCGUGGGGUUGAGGCUUUUGGUUAACCUCCUGAAUGGGGCAAUCUGUGGUGGUGUCUGAAACAUAUAUGCCUCCCAUUGUCGCAAAUACAAUGAAUAAUGGCAGUUUCAAUGGAAGUUCAUCUCAUGUGCCUUGUUUAGUUCUUUGGUACAAAUUGAGAGUGGAACUCUGGGCUAGAGAUGCACCAGACUCAGAGCUCUCAUUGUUGGGAAAAAAAGAGAAAUUUAUCUUCAUCAGUGAAAUUAUUUAUUAAAAAUUCUUCUGAACAAAAAUUCCACGUGAAAAAAAACAUUACUCCCAAGCUGUGAAAGCCUAAGUUGCAGAAUUUAUCGCAACAGUUGAUGUUGUUUAUGUGGACAAAUAUUUAGUGAAGUGCUCAAUUAUCUUCCCAACUCUCCUCUCAAACACAUGGAUAUAUCGUCUUAAGCACUCUCUUGUAUUUGAAACUAAAUUAAAAUUUCAAAUAUUUCUUUCGUCGGCGGAUGAACCGGUUAAUCUAAGACUAUCCGUUACAUCUCCGAACAUCUUGUCCAAAAAAAGAAAUGAGUGACUUCAAAGUGCAAUGUGAAAUAAUUUGAAGCAGGAACUUGGUGAAAACUUGAUCAUUUGUGAGAAAGGAUUGUGUGGACAUACAAAAUAUAAAUGACAAAGGCCAAUAUGGCACGGCUAGUGAGCUACAAAAUGUACGAUGAAAAUCGAUACAGUACCUUUGGAGCUGAAUUUAACAGCAUCAAUAGCAUGGAAAAUGAUUCAACCACUUCAAGUCUCUUUCAACUUGUCCAGAAGAGACGUCGGAAGAGGUCGAGGUCCAGGAAACUAUCCUGGCGGCAAUGUAUUCUGUGUCAGUGCCUCUGCUGCAUAAAAAUUCGCGGGAAAUUGUGCCCGUGUUGCAGGAAUCGACGAUGGUGUCGAUUCUGUGGGUCAGAUGAUGAUGAUACUGAGAAUGACAUCGACAGGCAGUUCAAUCGAUACAAGUACGAGAUGAGUACGAAACAGACACCCAAAAGGGUAGAACCGGGGGUUAAUUCGGAAGAUAAAUCACCGAGCCAGAAGAGUACUUUGCGAGCAGAUGAAGUGAAAAAGGCCAAAAAGCAUUUUUGGAAUUGGAAUGAUAGUCUCAAGUCCAAUUCAGACAAAUUUCUCGAGAGUUUAGAAUAUGAUGCAAUGCAGGGGAAUAGUCUCAAGAAGUAUACAAGAAUACCCAAAAUUCGAAUUGGUUACGGUGAGCGGUGAAAUUAAGUGUU